This is a messenger RNA of Nerophis ophidion (straightnose pipefish), 2396 nucleotides long. RefSeq names its product protein phosphatase 5, catalytic subunit (gene ppp5c). The record is from RefSeq and is a predicted model, not a curated record. Lineage: Eukaryota; Metazoa; Chordata; Actinopteri; Syngnathiformes; Syngnathidae. Gene Ontology annotation, molecular function: protein binding; protein serine/threonine phosphatase activity. The transcript has 13 exons. Gene Ontology annotation, cellular component: cytosol; nucleus. The coding region runs from base 91 to 1530 and encodes 479 amino acids.
ACGAUAAUUUGCCAUUACCUAUCUGGCAACCUUGCUACUUUGCGACAAUCGUCAAUGGUGUAGGCAUCGGAAUACGGCAGCGAGAAGAAGAUGGCGGAGGGAGUAAACGAUGCUGAGCUACUCAAGGAGAAGGCUAAUAAAUACUUUAAAGAUAAAGACUAUGAUAAUGCAAUCAAGUACUACUCAGAGGCCUUGGAACUCAAUUCAUCCAAUGCCAUCUACUACAGUAACCGCAGUCUGGCAUACCUGCGCACUGAGUGCUACGGCUAUGCCUUGGCGGAUGCGACCAAGGCCUUGGAUAUAGAUAAAAAUUACAUCAAAGGAUAUUACCGCAGGGCCACUUCCAAUAUGGCGCUGGGCAAGUUCAAGGCUGCAUUAAAGGACUAUGAGACGGUAGUGCGUGUUCGACCGAACGACAAGGAUGCAAAAAUGAAAUAUCAGGAAUGCAACAAGAUUGUCAAACAGAAGGCCUUCGAGAGAGCCAUCGCCAGCGACGAGAUCAAAAAGUCUGUCGUCGACUCUCUGGACAUUGAAAGCAUGACAAUCGAGGACGACUAUGCCGGGCCCAAACUGGAGGAUGGAAAGGUUACGAUGAAGUUCAUGAAGGAAAUGAUGGAAUGGUUCAAAGAACAGAAGAAACUGCACAGAAAGUGUGCUUAUCAGAUUUUGGUGCAAGUUAAAGAUCUUUUAUCCAAACUACCCAGUCUUGUUGACAUUGCGAUAAAAGAGCCAGAAAAAAUAACCAUCUGUGGCGACACACACGGGCAAUACUAUGAUCUCCUCAACAUCUUCGAGUUGAACGGCCUCCCGACUGAGAGCAAUCCCUACCUGUUCAAUGGUGACUUUGUAGACCGUGGCUCUUUCUCUCUGGAGGUCAUUCUCACCCUCUUUGGAUUCAAGCUGCUCUACCCCGACAACUUUCACCUGCUCCGAGGUAACCACGAAACGGACAACAUGAACCAGAUGUACGGCUUUGAGGGCGAGGUCAAGGCCAAAUACACUGCACAGAUGUUCCAGUUAUUCAGUGAGGUUUUCCAGUGGCUGCCACUUGCUCAGUGUAUCAACAACAAAAUACUGGUGAUGCACGGGGGACUGUUCAGUGAAGAUGGAGUCACGUUGGAAGACCUCAGAAAGAUCGAAAGGAACCGACAACCUCCAGACUCAGGUCCCAUGUGUGACCUUCUCUGGUCAGACCCCCAACCUCAGAACGGCCGGUCGAUCAGCAAGCGAGGAGUGAGCUGUCAGUUUGGGCCGGAUGUGACAGAGCGCUUCUUGGAUCAGAACAAACUGGACUACAUCAUCCGGAGUCACGAGGUCAAGGCUGAGGGUUACGAGGUCACUCACUCAGGAAAGUGCAUCACGGUUUUCUCAGCACCCAACUACUGUGACCAGAUGGGAAACAAAGGAGCUUUUAUCCACCUCAGGGGAUCUGAUCUCAAGCCAGAGUUCCACCAGUUCACUGCUGUGCCUCAUCCGAAUGUCAAGCCCAUGGCAUACGCCAACACGCUGAUGCAGUUGGGGAUGAUGUAGAAGCGGCGCUGGUUCGUCAGGACAACCUCCCGUAUGACCUGAAGCAACACACUUCAAUCUUUGUGUCCUCGAUUCCAGCUUUGGCCUAAGGGAUCCCGCUCCCAAUUCACGGUGCGGUGUAGUUCAAAUGGGAGGAGAUCGCUUAGACCCGCCCAGUCCACAAGGUUAUCAGUUCAAACUGGAAAAUCCCCAUUUCCACAGUCUGCUCGCCUUGUACACAAAUCCAAUAUCCCAGAUGUGUCUCCGUGGAGCUGCUUGGUUUUUGAAGGUUUGAUGUACUCAGCAGAUGGAAUCAAAUAUCUGGUCCGUACCAAAGAUCUGUAGUAGAAUGAUUGUCAAGUUUUCACGAGGAGUAACUCCAAGAGAUACUGUUAGCAUGUGCGCACAUCUGAAACGUUUAAGGGUGGCAUUUCCAUCAUUGUGUCUCCAACCAGUAUGUCAUUUUCUUCAUGUUUUAUUACUUGACAGAAAUAUGAAAAGUAAAUAUACAAAAGAUCCCAGCUCACAAAGAGAGACUGACUUUGGGUCCACACAGAGGUGCUGUUUGCAAUUUGUGAGGUUUUAGCUAGAACAGACGUGGUAACGUUUAAUUUGCACUGUUUCCCACGGAGGAAAAUACCGCUGCUCUCUGUCUUACCAGCCCGACAGCUUGCACACUUUUCAAUGUCCCAACCAGUUCUGGUGUUGGCCCUACACAGACACUGCUCCAGUCUCCUCAACAUGUUCGAUGACCUGUGACUGACUUGUGGAGUUCUCCAGUACACAAAACGUCCAAAAUGUAUCCUGUCUUAGUUGAAACGCACAGCUGCAUUGUUUAAUGACCCUCUACUUUUUAGGUAAAUAAAUACAAUAAAUAGUAAAAUGUG